AUGGACGUUUUGGAUAGCACUUUUGCUUCUACAAUGGAUUACACCAAAGGACCUAACGAUGUAAAGAAUUCGAACAAUCUUGUUAUUGGUGUGCUGUUAGCAAUAUCAUCUAGUAUUCUAAUUGGAAGUAGUUUUAUAAUAAAGAAGAAAGGUUUAUUAAGAGUAUCAAGAGGCGGUGAUUCUUCGAGCAGAGCAGGGAGCGGUGGUUAUGGCUAUUUGAAAGAUUGGGUAUGGUGGGCUGGUUUCAUUACAAUGGGCACUGGAGAAUUAGCGAACUUUAUCGCUUAUGCCUUUGCUCCAGCAAGCUUAGUAACUCCUCUUGGCGCUUUGAGCGUACUAUUUGCGGCUAUUUUAGCAUCAUAUCUGUUAAACGAAAAUCUAAAUAUUUGUGGUAAAAUUGGCUGCUUUGUUGCUAUUCUUGGAUCGACUAUGAUUGUUAUUCACGCUCCUGCUGAAGCUGAAGUCGAUUCAUUUGAGGUUUUAACGAAAAUGCUGGCGAGUCCAGGAUUUAUCGUAUACGUCUGCAUUGUUGUGCUAAUGUUUGGAAUCUUGGUCUUCAUACUGGCUCCUCGAUACGGACGAAAAAAUAUGAUAAUUUAUAUUACAACUUGUUCUGUUGUUGGAUCUCUAACGGUGAUGGCAUGCAAGGGCGUCGGCAUUGGAAUCAAACAGACCAUUGGUGGUCAAAGCCAAUUAGGAAAUUGGGUGUUUUGGCUUCUUGCGCUAUCAGUGGUAUUUUGUAUUGUGAUCCAAAUGAAUUACUUAAACAAAGCAUUGGACAUCUUCAAUACCGCUGUAGUUACUCCUGUGUACUAUGUUCUAUUUACUACUUGUACUAUCGUUGCAUCAGCUAUUUUGUUUAAGGAAUGGGCAAGUUUAGGGGCUAAAGAUGCAGUCGGUUCUGUUUGUGGUUUCUUAACUAUCAUUGUUGGUGUGUUUCUACUCCAUGCUUUUAAGGAUCUUAAACUCUCUUACAAACAUUUACCUAGUGCUAUAAAAAAGGACGAUCGUAGACUUCCGAACGGUGAAGGUGAAAAAAUGAUUGACGACUGGGAUGGUAAUUUAAUAUCUAAUUCUAAUAGUGGUGAUGGCGAUGCGGAAUUUUAA
This is a messenger RNA of Trichoplax adhaerens, 1107 nucleotides long. RefSeq lists its product as uncharacterized. The transcript has 6 exons. The record is from RefSeq and is a predicted model, not a curated record. Bases 1 to 1107 code for a protein of 368 amino acids. Gene Ontology annotation, cellular component: membrane. NCBI's taxonomy places the organism in Eukaryota, Metazoa, Placozoa, Uniplacotomia, Trichoplacea, Trichoplacidae. Gene Ontology annotation, biological process: magnesium ion transport. Gene Ontology annotation, molecular function: magnesium ion transmembrane transporter activity.